Camellia sinensis is the source of this 1257-nucleotide messenger RNA. RefSeq lists its product as uncharacterized. The record is from RefSeq and is a predicted model, not a curated record. Lineage: Eukaryota; Viridiplantae; Streptophyta; Magnoliopsida; Ericales; Theaceae.
AUGGACCUAUUUGAAGCAUUUGUAGCACUCCAAGAAGUUGUGUCAUCUAUUAACUAUGUAUGUGGUGUGUACAUUAUUGUACUACAUGUUGCCUUGGAGAGGUACCAAUCUAGAUUGGAUAUGAAAAGAUCACCACAUCCCUUCCAAGCACAAUUAGACUAUUUGAAUAGAUUGGUGAAGGAUAGCAAUAUUGAUUGUCAUGAACAACUCCGAGUGAAUAGGCGCAUGUGUCUUUGUACACUUGUCCGAAGUGUGGGAUUAUCUGAUUCCAAAUAUGUCCUCUUAGAGGAGAAAGUUGCAAUGUUCUUAAAUGUGAUUUCACACGACUAUAAGAAUCGCAACACCAAGUUCAAUUUCAUGCAGUCUAGGCAAACAAAUUGUCUUGGAGCUCUAGAUGAAACUUACGUUAGGGUUCAUGUUCCUACAAUAGAUAAGCCAAGAUAUAGAACAUGGAAAGGUGAAAUUGUUAGUAAUGUCUUGGGUGUUUGCUCACAAGACAUGCAAUUCAUUUAUGUGUUACCUAGAUGGGAAGGAUCAACUUCAGAUUUUAGGGUACUUAGAGAUGUGGUGGAUAAAUCAAAUGGUUUGAAGGUGCCGACCGGUUUCUACUAUCUUGUAGAUGCGAGUUACACUAAUGAUGAGGGUUUCUUAGUGCCGUAUAAAGGGCAACGCUAUCACCUCUCUACAUGGAGAGAAUGGGGUAUCCCAAUGAAUCCUGAGGAGUUUUUCAACCUGAAGCACUCCGUUGCUUGUAACGUUCUUGAGAGGUGUUUUGGGUUACUCAAGAUUAGGUGGGCAAUAUUGAGAACUGCUUCGUACUACCCAAUCAAGGCCCAGGGUCAUAUUAUUACUACAUGUUGCCUUCUCCACAACCUCAUCAGACGUGAAAUGCCAGUGGAUCCAUUUGAGUUCGAGUUAAAUAACACUCCUUUACCUCAACCUGAUUUAGGAGAAGAGUUCAUCAAUACAGUAGAGCCAUCAAAUCAAUGGAGCAUGGAUAGUGUUGCUACCAAUCGUUCUCGAAAGAAAAGUAAGGGGAAAGCAGAUGCUGGUUCAAUUGGGAGUCGACAUGUCCAAAGACAACCAAGUGUGAGUUCUAUGCAAAACAAGUCAUUUCCCUAUUACGAAGAUUGGCUUGUUCUCUUUGGCAAAGACAGAGCCACUGGUGAGUUAGCUGAAGAUCCCGUAGAUGCAGUUGAAGCAAUUGCUGUGGAAGAAGCUAUGGGGGAGAAGGGUGAUGGUUCUCCAGCUAAGUAA